Messenger RNA from Drosophila melanogaster (fruit fly), 4246 nucleotides. RefSeq lists its product as uncharacterized. NCBI's taxonomy places the organism in Eukaryota, Metazoa, Arthropoda, Insecta, Diptera, Drosophilidae. The coding region runs from base 1314 to 3131 and encodes 605 amino acids. The transcript has 2 exons. The record is from RefSeq and is marked reviewed.
UUCAGUUCACUUCUGGCUCUCGUGCAAAGCGCAUCGUACAGCGGAUAUAUCGCAUCUGUAUCGUAUCGUAAAACGAAUCGUAUUCGCAUCCGUGUCGGUCGCAUCUGCGUGCUAGUGUGUGUGAGUGUGCCCGGGUGUGUGCGAGUUGGUGUGUCCGCUGCAAUGGUCUUGGCUAUUUGAAGCGCAAAAGUGCAGUAUUUACUGUUUGGUGAUUCACUCAAUCAUUAGAAUACCCAAGAGAUAACUAUCAUAUCUUGGGGUUUUCCCAACGAACCGAUCCGAUAAAAUGGAAACCCUGUAAACUCAUGCUCCCCCGCCUUAAAAAUCGGUUCAGUGAUUUACGUGUGGGUGUGGGUGCAGUGCUUAAAUUAUACACGUAAAAUUUAAACAAAUAAAGGCUGUUAAAAAAUCGUAAACUCGAGAUCCAGCUAGUGCCGAAUUCAGUGCUAAAGUGAAACUUCUUUGUGCAAACAACAAAAACCGUUAAUUGCCAGCGCCAUUCUUUUAAAGGCCCCGACUUAUAAAGAGUGUUUUCAGUGCCUAUAUGGUUUUACUUAAGUCUUUUGUUUAUCGUUGUACCCAUAUUGUUUUCAGUUUAUCAAUAUAUAGAUAAUUAUCUAAAUGGAGGAGCUUUGUUAAUUGAUAUAACAAGCCUUAAGCGUUAAUGUUCCCAUCUCAUAGGUCCAAGUCAGAAAACCAAUCCCCUUUCACUUUAAACAGAUCAGAAUCCAAGGAUUAGGUCGCUUAUUCUUUUUCCAAACUAAUGAACAAUUAAAUGGCACGGCGUUGUUGGUCGCAAAGUUUCCAUUGCCCGAUGCAGAGACCCAAAACCAAAAUAAACGGAACCCUUUCACUUUAAAAUCCACAGAACCCCAAAGAUCGAAAACGAGUUUCGCAAAAGAGCAAAGAGCCGAGCGGCGGCCAUGCUUAUAUUCCAUAUCGAAUAACUGAAUAGCCGACCAAUAAAGUGUUACUUGGCACAUCCAACAUCCAACGUUCAACUAGCAAUCCAACUUACAAUAUCCAGCAUCCAACUAGCUCCGUUGCAUUGGCCUAUAUUCAAAAUAGAUCAGAGAUCGACUCGAGAGACCGGAGGAGAUGUGGAUGAGGUGGUGACGAGGAGCUGCGGAGGAGAUCGCCAUGUGAGAAGAGCAAAACUAGUUUCCCAUUUGCGCGCUUAUGCUAAGUAAUAAUAAUAAAUAAGCGCAGUAGUCUCUGGCUUGCCGUUCGAGAAGUGACCUAAAAAUACUGGUUUCGAGUGCGGUUUUGGCGUGAGAACGUGUAGCACAGCGAAGGCACCACCACCACCACCAAUGGCCACCACAGCCGCCGGAUCAGCAGCCACCACCACCAACACGAUGGUGGUGAAGCGGCCAGGACCACCAGUGCCGCCCAGGCCCAAAGCAGCAGCUCAGCUGGCCAAUGGAGCAGGAGCCCCUCCGAUCAUUCAGAAGAAGCCCACCUUCGUGAGCCAGCUGAGUGCAGUGGGUCGUACCUUGGUCUACAAGUCGCCAACGGUCAAUCUGCCCAAGAAACAGGCCCAGACCCAGACGCCCACCACGGCGGUGCCAACGCCGCCGGUGAAGCCCCUGAAGCUGCGCAAGGCACCGGAUGUGCCCACGGCCAAGCCCAGGGAUUCAAUGACCUCGGUGGUCACGGUCAACCGGCAUAACUCGAUAAGCGUGAUCGGGAGCACGCCACAGACCACACCCCGCAAGGACACCCGCUUGAGCCUGGGAAAGGUGGACUUCGAGAGGGCGGGCCUCCAGCCGGCCAGUCAGCCACUUCCCAGGCCACGGAAAAUUGUUCAAGUGCCCGUGGCCACUCUAGAUGUGGAAGACAUACCAGUGGUGGCUCCCAGCCCAUCAUCAAAUGGACUCUUCAGGCGAUCAAAGACCACCCUGGAUGGCAGCCAGAAGGAUUCGGCAUCCUCCCCGCACAAUGGAGGAGGAUUCCUGUCCGGACGGACCGUGGAGAUCAAGAAUAAUCUGAAGAACGCCGCCGAGCGUUUGUUCUCGGAGAUAAUCAUCAACCAGAGCCAGAAACAGGCAGCCACCGACACCACCAUCAUAACCAAGCACGAGGCCCUGAAGCAGGAGUCCGAUGUCCUGGCCAUCCAGUCAUCGGGCAACUGCAUGAGGAUCAAUGUUAACGGCGGCCAGACGAGCACCAUGAAGAGCUCGAUCAGCGUGGGCAACACGCCGCAAAAGAAGCAAGCCUUCCACGAGAUGCUCAUCUCGGAGCUGGCUGCCAUGCGGAACAAGUCCUGCUCCCUGGAGCAGCUACCCACCGCCAAGUCGCCGCCACCCACCACUUCCACGCCCAAAAGCGUGGCAUCUCGCAGGCGCUACAACUCUAUAGAUGAUGCCGACACCGAGGAUGUGGAUGCGGACAACGUGGAGGAUGCCGAUGGUGACGUCGACGAGGAGGACACCCUCACCUACGCAGUCAAUAAAUCGCUGAAGGAGAACAUUGGCAAGGAGGGCUCGUCCUCGAGGAAGCGCUGCCCCUCGGGCUGCUCCACAGACUCCUCGCCCUACGGAACCGAGCGAUCCCAGCGCAUCCGCACCUCGGAUUGGAUCGAGGUGGGCGACAACGGCACGGCAGUUACUCUGACUAGCUGCCACAUCAGCCUGGAGGACUCGGGCAUGGAGGACGAGGAGCGGCUGGACGACAUGUCCUCGGGAGUGGGCGACAGCUGGGACAGCGUCAAGGAGGCCGAGAGCGAGAAGCGUUCUCGCAACGGAAAGCGUGGAAACUCGGCUUGCGAGCUGCCCCCGCUGCCGAAAUCUCUCAUCGGCUUCAACAAGUUACUGUGCUCCGAUUCGGGACUCCUGAGUGAUGUGGAAGGAAACAAUAACAGCAGCGAUGGCAGCCGAAAACCAAACGACAAUCUUGCUGUGGAGACACAGGAUACCAAGGAGCAUGCCACCGAUAAGUCACUGCCCUCCUCGCCGAACGGAAACACAUCCAUACCACCAAUGCUGGUGGCCAAAUCCGAGGCCAAGUCCCCCAGCUUAUCCGCCAAAGGAAACCCCCAGGCGGUCGAGGCGGGCAGCACUCUGGAUGCCCAGAUUGCGACGCUGCGGAAGGAAAUGGUGAGAUCUCAAUCAUAUUUUAUUGUACAAUAGUUGGGAUGAAAGCGUGUGCCAUACGAUUGCUUCCAUAUAUAUUUAUAGUUUAUGUUGGAGAGUUUCCAUAAUAGGUAAAAGUAUCUUUAGAAUGCCGAAACACCUUACUUUCGACCACUGACUCAGUUUGGAACUGAAGUAUUUCAUAAAAUUUGCAUCUUAAACGAAGCAAUUUAAUUCGCCGGCCAGGAACCAGUUGUGUGAAGUGACGAAGCAAGCUAUUUUUAUUCGCGUGCUGUCACUGUAGUGCCGAAAUAUAACACACUUCUCGAGGGUACGAGCUGCAUUUCGAUGUGAACUUUAUUGACCUGCUGGGUAUGCCGCAGUUCAGCCGCCUAAUGGCAACUUCUGCGGCGGGGCAAAGUCUAAAUGUUGGCCAAACCUUUCACAUUUAAUUUGGUUUGGUGGCUGGCAGUGGCUGCGGUUCGAUACAUAUAGUUAGAUAGAUUCCAUGGCAUUAUGGUCGUAAGAACCUGUUUAAUGCCCGCUUAGGCGUAGGUGUAAGCACCCCCCACAAGUGUAGUAAGCCUUGGGUUAGGAGCGGCCACUUCGGCGGUAUUCAAGUCUCGGAUCAAAUCAAAAGCGAAGUCUUCUGAGUAAAAACGCUGACUUUUCGUGCUGCUCCGAUUUAGACGUCGAUCUGUGGCGGCGCUCAACAAUUGGAAAUAAAUACUAAAUUGUGCACCAUUUAAAGCAUUUUGCGCAAUUUGCAUGUCUGCUGUUGUGCAAUAUGGCUUUUAGGACGUGGCCGAGACGCGGUCUUGGGCGCAAAUGUGAAAUAUUUGUGGGCCACAUUUCCUGUGCAAUAUGACUGUUACACGCGCAUUUCACGCGGUUCAAGCGAUUCUAUUAGCUCGUAGAUUUCGCCGCCACAAAGCCUAAAUCCAAUGACACUUUAAUUGGUCAUUGUAUUUGCCCAACCAUUUGUGAUUGUGUGUUAUUGCUGCGGGGCAUUUGAAUCUAUUUGUUGCCACAAUAUCUCUGCGGGCUUUGUUUAUCUAACUCUACCGGGUCUUAGUCACUUUCGGGCCAAGUUGGGCCGCAAAAAUCUAAUCGAAAUGCCAUCGGGCGGACAUAAAGCCCUGGCAUUCGAAGGAAAACACUCGUUUCUUAGC